Symbiodinium natans is the source of this 540-nucleotide messenger RNA. The record is from the annotation of a GenBank genome assembly. Lineage: Eukaryota; Dinophyceae; Suessiales; Symbiodiniaceae.
AUGCCUGUGCGAGAAACGUCCACACAGACGCCGACCUUCUCCGUAUCGGUGCCGCGCUUGCAGGACCAAGCGAGGCAGAAGCGCGCAGACCGAUAUCGUCUGCUGGUGUUUACUGAAGUCUUGCUGUCCUUUACCGACACGGAUGGCGACAACAUCCGGCUUCAGAAGGAGGGCGUUGCCAUCAACGAGUAUGUCAACGACCGCCUGGAGAUCCGGAGAAUGCAAUACUUCGAUAUCGACGUCAAGGCUAGGUCGUAUCACGACCCAACCGGCAGAGGCUGGUUCAGGUCCACGGAGGACGUCCAGGCGUUGGUUCGCAAGCGGGACCUGAUGUUCCUGGAGCGCGACUUCUUGGCAAGGUGCUUGAUGACCGUCUGCGGCCUGAAGGAGAGCUCCGCCUAUCAGGUGAUGAUGAAGGCGCACACAGAGGGCACGGCAGUCGUUGGCACCUAUGACUUCGAAACAGCUGAGAUGUAUUGCGCUGGCCUUAAGGCCAAGGGCUUGAGUGCAGAUAUCCUUCCCGUAGAGGACGGAGACUGA